GGCCGCGUGUGUGCGAGCUGGCCGCGCUGCACGCCCUGAUGCUCCAGGGCUGGCGGUGGACGCGGACGGGUCUGGAGCACACCAUGAUCGUGGUGGUGCUGGCGUGCGCCGCGCUGCCGCUGGCCGCCACCGUGCACCUCAUCCUCACGUACCAGCACGAGACGCGGCUCUGGAGCAAAGUCAUCGCGCUGCUGUUCCGCCUCGUCGCCAACGCCCUCGUCCUUCUGUGCUUUGCAGGUGACGAGCUGGAGAAGAACAGUCUGCUGCUGACGCAAAGUCUGUUCGAAGGCCCCUGGCUGGAGGAAACGCCGUCACAGCGCUACACGCGCUUGAACUUCAUUCAGGGCAGUGCGUCUGGACUGAGUAUGCCCGUCAAGGGGAUGGGCCACCUCAACAGGCCCUUCUACCUCGCCGUCAUGGAGAAGUGGUUUAGCUUCCUGCAGGUCCUUUUGAAGGUCCAGGGUGUCGAUGGCGCUGACUUGUAAGCGUCUUUAGAGUUACCAAAUAGAAUAGUUGAGAAAUAAAGUUAGUAGAUUUUUGUUAGUGUAUGCUAAUGA
This is a messenger RNA of Thrips palmi, 557 nucleotides long. RefSeq lists its product as uncharacterized. Bases 39 to 485 code for a protein of 148 amino acids. The record is from RefSeq and is a predicted model, not a curated record. The transcript is spliced from 2 exons. Lineage: Eukaryota; Metazoa; Arthropoda; Insecta; Thysanoptera; Thripidae.